Molecule: messenger RNA, 1392 nt
Organism: Symbiodinium sp. CCMP2592
Lineage: Eukaryota; Dinophyceae; Suessiales; Symbiodiniaceae
Source: the annotation of a GenBank genome assembly
AUGCAGCUCUCGACCAAGCCACAACAGCCAGUCACCCUGUCCAUAGCCUUGCAGACUGGCCAUAAGCUACUCCCUAACAGAGCCCCCAUUUGCGACGGCGCCGGCAACGUCAGUUCAGCCGACUGGAGCCAUUCUCAGCCCAGCCCUAAGGACAUGCAGGAUAUUAUGAAAGCCUGGCUGAAAUGGGCGACGGAUAGGGAUCUGCCCAAGCGUGUGUUUGCCCACCUUUCGCAAAGCCGGCCAGAACACCCAUUACCUGAAGAGUAUCAGCUAGAGCUCAUCCGCAUCGCAUGCGAGGUCAUGGACUGGGACUAUGACACCAUGACGCAAGCGGCGGACGGACAGCCUUUCCGCCUCAAUCUCCUGCAAGCCUUUGCCGACCUCCUUAAGGACCCAGAUAGCUCCCUGCCGGCCUUACUUAGAGUAGGCGUCCACACCGGAGUCUUCGACGAUAUCCCGCCCUCCGGGCUUUGGCCCAGAGCCAAGAUACAGCCUUUGUCAGCCUCAGGCCUCGAGGUUUGUGAAGGUAACUGGAAGCCUGCGGAAGCCGACCCGGACACAGUCCGCUCACUCCUGGCGGAGGAGGAAAGAGCGCGGAUUAUUGAAGUUGCCAGCCGACCAGUGCACUGCAAAACGGACUUGCCGCCUCAGCCGAAGUCUUCCGGCCCGACGUGGGUCCGCAUCUCGGACCCCACCUGUCCCGAAAUUAAGCUCACCAAUUCAGCCCAGGACAGCCUUCGAUGGCUUCUCCCUCGAAUUGAGGCUAUCCCUACUACUAGCCUUUCCCUCCCGCCAUUAGUGUCGUGCCUAGCCAGAGCCGACGCCAUGGCCGAGGGCGACCGCGUGGGCAUUGGUGGUUGGAUUACCACCAAGCAAAGCAUGGCGUGGUUCGCCGAAGCGUGGACUAUGGAGGAAGUCCGACAGACAUGGCCGUUCCUCACCAAGGAUGCCCAGCGCUACAUAGCCUGCUUCGAGACCUUAGCCCAGCUAGCCUUAGCCAUGACCGCCAGGGAGCGCCACGCCCUCUCUCAGUUCUCAGUUUGCCUGCCGUCGCAAAGCGACAACACGCCAUCGGAGGCCGGGAUCAACAAGCUCUUCACUACAAGCUGGCCUUUGUCCCAGUUCCUACAGCUUAUCGCCUCAUGGUCAUCGUGCCACGGAGUGGAGCUGCAGAUAUCGCACGUGGCAGGAGCCCACAAUCAGUGGGCGGACGAUCUCAGCCGGGGGCGCCUGAAAGCCUUCAGCCAUCGCCCACAGGAAAGGGUCAGAAUCAGCCUAGGCCGCCUAGCCUCAGCAGCGUCACAGGCGCAGUGGUCCGAGCCACCGGACCACACUGGCCCACAGCGGCCUCAGUCUCUAGGAUCGGCCAACGUGCACUACGCGACGCCCUAG